Cynocephalus volans (Philippine flying lemur) is the source of this 2337-nucleotide messenger RNA. RefSeq names its product PDZ and LIM domain protein 5-like. Lineage: Eukaryota; Metazoa; Chordata; Mammalia; Dermoptera; Cynocephalidae. Gene Ontology annotation, biological process: heart development; muscle structure development; actin cytoskeleton organization. The transcript has 10 exons. The record is from RefSeq and is a predicted model, not a curated record. Gene Ontology annotation, cellular component: adherens junction; Z disc; filamentous actin. Gene Ontology annotation, molecular function: muscle alpha-actinin binding; actin binding. The coding region runs from base 259 to 1305 and encodes 348 amino acids.
CCCCCGGCUCCCCGGCAGCCUUCCCCGUCCAAGCGCGGCGCGGCCCUGCCCGGCCCGAGGGCGUGGCUGGGCACAGAGGGGCGUGGCCCGCCCUGGGGGCGGGGCUGAGGAGAGCUCGGAGGCGGAAGUUCCCGCGGGCGGUGGAGACGGCGCACGCACUGAGGGUCACUUGUCAGCGCUCGUCUGAGGCGGAGGCAGCGCCGCGCGAGACCCGAGUUUCUUUCAUUUUCUGGCAUUGGACUUUGGACAAUUAGAACCAUGAGCAACUACAGUGUGUCCUUGGUUGGCCCAGCUCCUUGGGGUUUCCGGCUGCAAGGUGGCAAGGAUUUCAACAUGCCUCUGACAAUCUCUAGUCUGAAAGAUGGCGGCAAGGCAUCCCAGGCAAAUGUAAGAAUAGGCGAUGUGGUUCUCAGCAUUGAUGGAAUAAGUGCGCAUGGAAUGACUCAUCUUGAAGCCCAGAACAAGAUUAAGGGUUGUACAGGCUCUUUGAAUAUGACUCUGCAAAGAGCAUCUGCUACACCCAAACCAGAGCCGAUUCCUGUUCAAAAGGGAGAACCUAAGGAAGUAGUUAAACCUGUGCCCAUUACAUCUCCUGCUGUGUCCAAAGUCACUUCCACAACCAACAUGGCCUACAAUAAGGCACCACGGCCCUUUGGUUCUGUUUCUUCACCAAAAGUCACAUCCAUCCCAUCACCAUCGUCUGCCUUCACCCCAGCCCAUGCGACCACUUCAUCACAUGCUUCCCCUCCACCCAUGGCUGCUGUCACUCCUCCCCCAUUCGCUGCAUCUGGACUGCAUGUUAAUGCCAAUCUUAGUGCUGACCAGUGUUCAUCUGCACUGAGCACUGGUAAAACUGCAGUUAAUGUCCCACGGCAGCCCACAGUCACCAGCGUGUGUUCCGAGACCGCUCAGGAGCUAGCAGAGGGACAGAGAAGAGGAUCCCAGGGUGACAGUAAACAGCAAAAUGGUAACCCUGGCACCAUGAAAACCCCACCUAAACGCCCACCAAGGAAACACAUUAUGGAGCGCAAUACAGAGUUUUAUCACAUACCCACUCAUAGUGAUGCCAGCAAGAAGAGACUGAUUGAGGAUACUGAAGACUGGCGUCCAAGGACUGGAACAACUCAGUCUCGCUCUUUCCGAAUCCUCGCCCAGAUCACUGGGACUGAACAUCUGAAAGAGUCUGAAACUGAUACUACAAAGAAGGCGAAGGAAAAGAUACCCCUUCACGUCUUUAGUCCUAAAUAUACAAAAUUACGUGACUGGCACCAUGAAGUUUCAGCACGUGCUCUUAACGUACAGUGAUUUAUGAGCCUUGCUUCCCAAGCAGCCAGCACAUACCUUUUCAUUCAUUUUUUUUCAACUUCAUAGCAAAAUCUGUAUUAAAUUUGCCUUAUGAAAAAAUAGAAUCUUUUCUAUACUUUUCUAACAAUUUCCUACUGUUGUGAAAAUGAGGAAGAUGAAUAUGUGUACUAGUCAGUAGCUCUCACAAAUGUAAAACCAAAGAAAGAAAAUUAAGGGACUAGAUCUAUUCAGUGGAUUUCUGUCUGUUUCCACUGUUAUUAGGGUAGUAACCUUGGAAAAGGAAUUAUUUUUGCCAAGUGAAUGUGGUUGGUUGUUUGAAGAAGAGAUGGAUGAGCAAAUAAUGGCCUAUCUAAUUUGGAAAAUGCUUCCUUUAUGUUAAUACAUUUCCCAAGAUUACUUUUAAGCUUGUCAUUAUGUAAUGUUCAAAGCUGGUUGUAAAUUAUUCUAAGUAAGCAAAUGUGAGGAGGCAAGAUUAAACAGAUAAGUCCUUAUUAGAAAAAAGUAGAUUUAGGUAUCUUUUAAAGCUGGUACUAUUCAAGAUCGCUGUGUGAAGAAGAUGAGGCUCAGAUUUGGUUCCUAAAAAAGGAAAAAGAGUUCUACCCCUAUUUGCAAUGAGGAAAUACAGUGUCCUUUUGGUUUAAUUAGAUUUAAAAAUCUUUUUUUUUUCUACGAAAGGAAAUGUUUCUAAGUUGGUGGAUGUUUUUAGGGUGUAUACAGUUUCUAGGCAUUAACUGAUAAGAUAUAGAAAAGGUAGCUUUGCUUUAUUUUUAAGUCAGAGGAAAAGAACAUGGAAUAAAUUGCAGUAUGAAUGAUCAUGAGACAUCGGCAAAAUAUUUUACUUAGUAAUAUAAACUACUGUGCAUUGCUGCUAUUCCUAGCAAACUGUCUUUUGGGCAACACAUGGAAGCUGAAAUAUCUGACCAUAAAUGCUUUCUGCCUUGUAAUAUAAUGUAUUAUAUAUUAGAUCUAAAUCCAGUAAUAAAUGCAUUUUGAAAUUUGGAAAAGUAUUGUAAUAAAGUUGCCUUUAACUUA